Rhincodon typus (whale shark) is the source of this 603-nucleotide messenger RNA. Its product is annotated as myeloid cell surface antigen CD33-like. The record is from RefSeq and is a predicted model, not a curated record. Lineage: Eukaryota; Metazoa; Chordata; Chondrichthyes; Orectolobiformes; Rhincodontidae. The transcript is spliced from 3 exons. The coding region runs from base 67 to 603 and encodes 178 amino acids.
CUCAUUAACUCCUUUCUCUUUCAGAGCUUGAGAGGGAGAAGCUGAUGAAAUAUCUGGGAGAGGACAAUGAUCGGGAAAUCUUACUUCCUACUGUCACUCCUCCAAGCUGGACUGGCACAAAACUGGGAAGCCGACACUCCACGUGAGGUGACAGCACAGGAAGGUUCCUGUGCACAGAUUCCAUGUCAUUACAGGUAUCCUUUAGAUCUGGCAGACCAACAUCGAGAUGGAAUCUGGUUUAAUAACGAGAAAGUGGUCACAUCGUCGAUAGCCUUUCACUCCCGGGAUCACAGUCAAGAGUCGCCACAUUUCCACCAUCGGACCCGACUGUCUGGACACCUGAAAGAUGGAGACUGUUCCCUGAUUAUAAACAACAUCAGGCGGCAAGAUGCAGGACCUUAUCUUUUCAGAGUAGAAUUUGAGGGAAAGUCUAAAUACAGCUACAAACCCGUAACCCAGCUUCACGUUUCCGAAGGAGAGUUGCCUACUGCAUACUUUGAGGUAAUUUCUCCCAGUGACACAUACAGACAUCCUGGAAAGAUCGGAAACAACUCCAGAAGAGUGUUGCUAAACACAAUCAGCACGUGCCCCAUUUGUCCCUAA